AUGACAGCUGAAGAAACUCAUAAAGAUGCAAUUGCAGCCAACAAAUCUUUAUUUAAUGAUGAAUUUGCUGCUAAAUAUGAAAAAAGGGAAUCACAUAUUUCAUUAAGUUAUUUAUUUGCAAAAUAUUUAUUAGAAUUUGAUCCAACAAAACCUAGAAAAACAGAUGAAGAAUCUUCAAAACUUAUUGGUGAUCCAUAUAAAUGUUGUAAUGGUUUAACUAAAGAAAAUACCUUACCUAAUCCAUCAACUUAUUCAAAGGAUUUCUCACAAGGAUUAUUUAAACCUGGUAUGAAAUUAUUAGAUUUUGCUUGUGGUACAGGAAUGGUUACUGAAUUAUUUGUUCCGUAUUUAAAAGAAUCUGGAAAAAAAUCUGAAAUUGUUGGAAUUGAUAUUGGUCCUGCAUUUUUAAGUUAUUUCAAUAAAAGAGCUCAAAAUUUCAGUGAUGAUGAAGUUUCAAUAAAAUCUUAUGAAUAUGAUAUAUUAGAUUCAAAUUUAAAAACAGAGUUAAAAGAAAAAUUUGAAAAUCAAUUUGAUGUUAUAAUUUGUACAAUAUCUUAUCAUCAUAUUCAUAAUUAUGAAAAAGUAACUGAAAAAUUAUCAACUUUUUUAAAACAAAAUGGUUGGUUAUUUAUAGUUGAUUUUUAUAAUGAAGAUGUUGAAAAAAUAGAAUUUUCCAAAACAGAUAUUAAAAUGAGUGAUGCAGUACAACAUAUGGGAGGUUUAAAAAAAUCAAGUUUAAAUAAAGUUUUAAAUAAUUUAUCAGGUUUAAAAAAUGUUUCAAGUGCAAGAGAAUUUAGAACAACUUUAUGGCAACCAGCAAAUUUUAUUGAGAAUCAUUGUGAUGAUGAACAAGUUAAUAAAUUAAAAGAAGGUAAAUUGGAAUCAAAAGAUAUUGAUGGUGAAAUGAAUUAUUUGAUUGAAGUUAGUUUAAUUUAUGCAGUUGGUCAAAAACCAUAA
Messenger RNA from Lodderomyces jiufengensis, 957 nucleotides. Its product is annotated as class I SAM-dependent methyltransferase. Lineage: Eukaryota; Fungi; Ascomycota; Pichiomycetes; Serinales; Debaryomycetaceae. The transcript has a single exon. Bases 1 to 957 code for a protein of 318 amino acids. The record is from RefSeq and is a predicted model, not a curated record.